Messenger RNA from Hydra vulgaris (swiftwater hydra), 864 nucleotides. RefSeq lists its product as uncharacterized. The record is from RefSeq and is a predicted model, not a curated record. Lineage: Eukaryota; Metazoa; Cnidaria; Hydrozoa; Anthoathecata; Hydridae.
CUUAAUCAAAAAGUAUUUUACUAAUUAAUAUACAACAUGAUAAAUGGAGCAUAAUAAUUUAACUAGCAUUGCAUGUGCUCGUCCAGUUAUAUUCGCAGAAGGUUUAUUUGUUUCAUGUUAUUUACAUCAAGGAAAGUUUAUGCCUGAAGAAGGUUUAAAUCAGCAUGAUUUGUCUAGUAUAUUAAAUGGAGAAUUUUUAAAAGCUGGCUCUGAUCUAGUUGAAGAGUUUGCUUUAAAAAAUAAGCUACAAAAGUUGGCAACAGAAAAAGAAGACACUUUUGAAUUAGAUGACUUUUUGUCUCCGAGUAUAAGUACGACGACGAGUAUAAGUACGACGACGAGUAUAAGGUCAACAAAUGAUAGUGAUAGAAUUCAUGAAAACGUUGUCCAUAUAUCUUUAUCUAAUAACCAGAUUCAGUUCUUUGGUUUACAGGAUUCUUUAAGUUCAACUGAAAAAGAAGCAGAAAUGCGUAAAACUUUUGAAAAACAAGUUCAUUGGAUUAUGGGUGAGGGGGAAGAAUAUGUUACAAUGGAGUGCUUUACUCGUUACACGGACGCUCUAAUUUUACUGGAUGUAUUAAAAAGGUAUAAUGUACCUUCUGUUGUUAGUUUUUUGGCAAGACGUGAUGAACCUAUUGCAGUAACUUUUAGUAAGAUUAAAAUAGACUUAGAUUGUCUUAUGUUUUGUUUGUUUCAAGCGUAAUUUAUUUAAAUAUAAAUAAUAAAUAUUUUCUUUCUCAAAGUAAAGAAAUUUUAAUAGUAAUAUUUAUGGCAUUGUAAAAGUUGUUUAUGUCAAAAUCUUUUUAAUAAUGAAAAUUUGGACAGAGAUUGAAUAUAAUUUAAACUGAAAUAUUAAGUUUUUUC